This is a messenger RNA of Conger conger (European conger), 5542 nucleotides long. RefSeq names its product ETS domain-containing transcription factor ERF-like. The record is from RefSeq and is a predicted model, not a curated record. Gene Ontology annotation, biological process: regulation of transcription by RNA polymerase II; cell differentiation. Gene Ontology annotation, molecular function: sequence-specific DNA binding; DNA-binding transcription factor activity, RNA polymerase II-specific. Bases 551 to 2440 code for a protein of 629 amino acids. The transcript has 6 exons. NCBI's taxonomy places the organism in Eukaryota, Metazoa, Chordata, Actinopteri, Anguilliformes, Congridae. Gene Ontology annotation, cellular component: nucleus.
ACGACACCCCGAGAGAGGCGAGAGAGAAACGGGGGGAGGAGAAAGUACAGAGUGAGUGGAAGAAGAAGAAAAAAAGUCGGCAAAAACAGAGAACCAGAAAAAAGGGGAUUCACUCUCUCACUCGGCGACUGGGUGUUGUGAUUCCAGGAAAGAACUGGAAUAGGGAUUACACGCAACUGCACAGUACAAACUGGUAAAACAACAACACAAUUCACAGUAUCCCAGUCGUCCAUUGGGACCACUAGCCCGUGUAUUUCUCUGCAAGUUCGGCUUUACGGAGUGACUGUGCCCUCGACCAGGGCCACGUUCAGCGUUCUCGAGAUUUUCAGAAAACUACAACAGCAACAUAAACUCUGGGGAACCGUAGGGGGCCUGGGAAGUGUGAGUGUGGAGGGGGAAUCUGAACCAGCCAGUAAAACGGAAGCGAACCAGCGCAAGAGGGGGACAGAAAGAAAAGUUUCAGUUUUGCGGCUGAUACGCUAGGAGGAAGCGAGAGGAGGAGGGAGGCCGACUUUCACCUCCCGAAACAACUGACCCACCUACAUUCAUCAUGAAAACCCCGGGAGAGACGGGGUUCGCCUUCCCGGAAUGGGCCUACAAGCCCGAGUCGAGCCCCGGCUCGCGGCAGAUCCAGCUGUGGCACUUCAUCCUGGAGCUCCUGCGGAAGGAGGAGUACCACGACGUCAUCGCCUGGCAGGGCGACUACGGCGAGUUCGUCAUCAAGGACCCCGACGAGGUGGCGCGGCUGUGGGGCGCCCGCAAGUGCAAGCCCCAGAUGAACUACGACAAGCUGAGCCGCGCCCUCAGGUAUUACUAUAACAAGAGGAUCCUACACAAGACUAAAGGGAAGCGAUUCACCUACAAGUUCAACUUCAAUAAGCUAGUGCUGGUGAACUACCCCUUCAUUGACAUGGGGUCAGCAGGCAGUGGAGUCCCUCAGAGCGCCCCGCCGGUGCCCACGGGCGCGGGGACGCACUUCCGCUUCCCUCCGUCCACGCCGUCGGACGUGGUGUCUCCGAGCGACGACCUGCGCAGCCCGGGCGUGUUCAGCGCUGCGGCCGGCCGCACGGCGCGCAACUCCAUCAGCGACUGCAGCGACGGCACCUCCGUCAACUCCGAGAUGGAGGAGGGCGGGGCGGACGACCGGGGCGCGGCCGCCUUCCGGGGCGUCCUGCACCCCCGCCUGUCCCACGACUCGCUCUUCCGCAUGUACGGGGGCCCGCCCCACCCGCGGGGGCCCCCGGCCCACAGGGUGCACCCCGACCCCCUGUCCCCCUUCCCCAUCUCGCCGCUCCCCGGCUCCGGGGCGGCGGGGCUGCUGGCGCCCCCCCUCUCCCCGGCCCUGUCCAUGACGCCCUCCUCCCACCUGCCCUACACGCCCUCCCCCUCCCUCUCCCCCAUGCUGGGCUCGCACUUCUCCUUCAACCCCGAGGACAUGAAGCGCUACCUGCAGGCGCACACCCAGAGCGUGUACAACUACCACCUGAGCCCGCGCGCCUUCCUGCACUACCCCAACAUCAUCGUGCCCCAGCCGCAGCGCCUGGACAAGGGCCCCGCCCACCACGCGGCGCUGUCGCACGCGCACGCGCACGCCCACGCCCACGCCCACCCGCACGCCCUGCACAGCCCCCUGCACGCCGCCGACGACCCCCACCUCUCGCCCUUCAAGUUCAAGCUGCAGCCCCCGCCCCUGGGCCGCAAGCAGCAGAGGGAGGGCCAGGGCCGGCCGGGCCCCAGCGGCUGCGGGUCGGGCCCCCCGCCGUCCCCCUACUCUUUCGGGGGCGAGCUCGGCUCCGCCGGGGGCUCCGGGCUGAUGUCCAACUCCUCCGCCUCCCACAACUGCCACGGCACGCUGCCCAAGAUAAAGGUGGAGCCCAUCUCUGACAUGGAGUCGGAGGAGGAGGAGGAGGAGGAGGUGGAGGUGACGGACAUCAGCGAGGAGGAGGAGCUGGAGGACGGGUUCGGGCCCUUCCCCCCGCACCUGCGGCGGGAGCGGCGGUCCAACGGCGCGCCGGCGGACGACGAGCUGGACGAGGACGUGUUCAAGACCCCCGCCGCCCCCCCGCCCGCCCUGCCGCCCCUGCCGGGGCAGCCCGCCGAGGCCCGCCGGCCCCUGGCCCUGAAGAGCGAGCCGGGGGAGCCGGGGGACGCGCCCGCGGGGGCCGCGCCCGGGGCCUCCCAGUGCAUCCCGCUCAAGCUGCGCUUCAAGCGGCGCUGGAGCGAGGACCAGCGCAUGGAGGCCGGCGCCGACGAGGCCGACGACAAGAAGGUGCGCGCCCACCAGGGGGAGGGGCCGGGGGAGGAGACCAACGGAGAGAGGGAGGAGAGCAGGGCCCCGGCCCAGCGCAGGAAUGGGACGGCCUGCUCCUCCACCGCUGUGGCUGAAGAGGGAGCCGGUCCAAGUGAGGAAAGGGGGCCGCAGAAGAAAUGGCGGGAUUAGCAGGUCCCCGGUCCCCGGACCCUGCUCGGCAUCCUGCACCCCUUCACCGCUCUCCGAAAGACCCCGACCUCCCUCCCUCCCUCCGUAAAACGGGGGGGGGUUUAUACUGAUGUAUUUUUAGACUUUUAAACACAGGAUUUUAAGUGCCUGUUCUUGUACACAUGCACUAGCACACCACACAGAGGAGACGGAGGGGAUUAUGGGAACAGCUCCUCCACAGGUGGGGAACGUUGGGAUGGCGACGACCUUUUUUUUGUGGCUUUGCUUGCGUCCGCUCAAAUGUCGGUGACUUUCUGAUUGGCUGACUUUGAUUCCAUGAACAAGCUGGAAUUGGGGGGUGGAGGUUGGACUGGAAAGCCCCGCCCCUUCCCACACACAGGCGAGCAUUCGGACCCAUGAGAGCAUUCGGGGCGAGGCCAGCGACCUGACACGGCUGCUUCGCAUCUUGGCUCCUCCCGCCCGUCUCCGCCCUCCGCCCCCUGUCCGUCAGCGGUGAUUUUGGGAGUGUGGACGAGCUCCAGCCGGGACCUCGGGUUGGGCUGGGGUCGCCGUGCACCUCGCACACAGACACAGUGCAGUUGUGUUUACUUCUUCUGCAGUCCGACUCCCAGAGGGUCCAUGUUGUCAAUCUUAUCAUGUAGGUUUGCCCCUCACUGCCCCUCACACCUUUCCUCCCCACCUCCCCGCCAAAACCGAGUGAAAUGCGGGACAGGUGCGUGUCCUGGGCAGAUGCCCUGGGACAUCUCGCCCUUUUCAUAGUCGCUCGGUGAACGGCAGAUUGAAUCUCUCCGAUAUCUGCUCUGUAAGAAAUGGCACCCAAUCAUUGAAGCUGCAUGAGCACUGACCUAAAACUCAGGCCUCCCACCAAACCCCCCCGCCUUUAUUCCGAGGUUUUUACUCGAGUUUCACGCGGCCGUCACUUUCUCAGCUCUUUUGUAAAGAAACCUGUGUUAUGGAAGAACGUAACGUUUUUUUAAAACCGGUUUGAGUCACGCGCAGGAAAGGGGGGCUGUUAAGGUUUUCAGGUGAAGUCACGACAUACGUGGUUUUCGUUUAUUGCGCCUGAAAUCCCAAUCGGAGUCAGGAAGGUGGGAGAGCGAGCGGUUAGAGUGGAGAUGGACACACAGACAGGAAAUGAGCGCGGGAGGGGAGAGAACGGACAGUACGUGUCCCGUCUUCUGUAACUGACCGUUGCAGUGCCUGCCCCCCCUCAGGAGUUUACACACAGGGACACACACGCACACACCACGAUGCCCUUAGCUCUGUGUCUCUCGCGGUGGAUCCGGCACAUGAUGUGCCUCUCUCUCCCAGUCCCACGGGAGAAGUGGGGGCGCUGCGUGCUAACGAGACCGCAGACACAUCUAGACCUCACACACUGCCUCUUUGCCUUGUUUUAUAGCAUGUAAAAAAGAAAAACUCAAAGUUAAAUGCAGAUCUCGAUGUAAACUAUACCCAUGUUAAAACAUGCAGUAUAAAGACACAUACUAGCGUGUGCUAAAUAUGAAUAUUGUAAAUGUUGCGGGGGUUUUUUUCAAUGGCGUUUAAUAAGAUCCAGCAAGUGGUUUUAAUUGUGUAAAAUAUUUAGAGGGUAAUUUAGUACCAAGGGUCAGUGGGGGAGAGAGUGGGGUUUUUUUUUUUUUUAAAGAGAAACCCAGAGAAAAAGGAAAACUUUUAAAAUCAUGAUACCGGGGAAAGAAUUCUUCAGACAUUGGCGGUAUGGGCGCAGGUGGCCAGGACCGUGUCUCAGUCCAGUCUAAUGUCCCAGCAUGCCCUCUGUCUAGCUGACCGCCUCAUUGGUCCGUGCUGCGCAGGGGGAAAGACAAGAGCUCACUCCAUUUAGCACCUCCAGCUGGCUUCGGCUCUCAGACAGACAUGUGGCAUUUCCACAUCACAGGGACCCCAGCGCCGUCGGGGCGGAAACCGAGCAGGGGGUCGACUAAAACGGAACGGUUUCUCCGUCCGGCUGCAAACCCGGCGAAUAUGGCUGUUAGCGAGACGGAACCUUCCGCACGGAGCGCCGGUGGUGCGGAUCGUUCUGGAAGCUCUCGUCCCCGUUCCCCCCCCGGGGGCGGCUGACCUCAUGAUUGCAGACGAGCGCAGAGGCUGGAGGAACACAAAGGAGCGCGCAGAUGCAUUAGCGACAGGCGGCGCUUCCUUGGCUUCGGGGAACGGUGGUUUGUCUGGAAAAGGCUGUCCCCGGGCGGACCGUGGCCUGAGCCAAAAGUGUUCUGAGCGCCGAGCCUGACCGCCCGUGUCUGCAUUUAUACACACAACUGACAGCUGCCUUACCCAUUUUAACUUCUCUAUCCAAAACGCACUGCCCAUCUCUUCUGAGUUACUCUCACAGGCCUUGCCCUAGUCCCAGCCCCUUCAGAUAGAGCCGAUUUCAGUUGCGUGACAGAAGGAGAAUGGGACAGCGGUGCAGGAAAUGUACAAGGAUCACAUUUAUUUUUCAGAUUAGGUUCCCCCACCACAUUUACUUUUUUUCUUUUUAAUAUGUCAAUAUUGCUGUUCAUUGUUGUUAUUAUAUAAUAAUUAUCAUUAUUCUUGAAUUAUUUACCUUUCCCCAUCCCACCGAUAUCACGUAGUUGAGUUCCCCAGCACCCCUCCCCUGUACAUUGUUUUGGUUUCGUUUUUUUCAGCCGUGCCGUCUCCCUGGUUUCCCGCUCUUCAAGCCCUGCUUCGCGUUGUACGCUUACAGAAAUGUAACUGCGCUUUUGACGUUUAUUUUAAUACGAGGCUGAGCGCAGGGGCUGAUGGGGAAUGGAGUGCAGUAGGGGGAGUUCAUCUGUGGGUAAGGGGUGUAUGCGAUCUUGUCACAUAUUGUCAUUUUUUUAUUUCAUAAAUGCUCUCUUUUGGUUCCUGUAUAUUUUUCAUUUUUGGGGGAUGUCAUUUAAAGGAAAAAAAAAAAAAAAAAAAAAGUCUUGUAUUUUACUAUGUAAAGGUGUCUGUCUCUCCCUCUGUGGUUAUGUAACACUCAGAUGGACAGAUGAGUUUUAAUACCAUGAUAUAACAUUGAACUUCUCUUCUACGAUUCUCUUUGUUUUUUCCAACUUGUAAUUAAGCUGUAAUCAGGGUUAAUUAAAAUUGGUUAAAAACCAA